Brugia malayi is the source of this 921-nucleotide messenger RNA. RefSeq names its product Serpentine receptor, class x protein 12, putative. The transcript has 7 exons. The record is from RefSeq and is a predicted model, not a curated record. Bases 1 to 921 code for a protein of 306 amino acids. NCBI's taxonomy places the organism in Eukaryota, Metazoa, Nematoda, Chromadorea, Rhabditida, Onchocercidae.
AUGUCUGAGAAUAGUGAGUUUGAAGACGAUAUUGCAAUGGGCUGCAUCGCUGCGAUAUCGGUCUUCGGACUGAUUAGCAAUGGCUUGUCCUUUUAUUUAACACGUACAAGAUCACGUUUCUAUAAUGCGUUUGGAAUUUUAUGCAGUAGCUUUCUAAUCUGUAAUUUGCAAGCUAUAAUUGUUCUUCUCACGUGGUGUACCAUUGUUCUAAGUCUGAAAUCUCCAAUACUAUCAUCACCGGAACUAUUUCCUGUACGAUUCGUGGGCGUUUUAGCAAAUGGAGCGUGGUUUGGAUCACUUUUAGUGCACUUCUUCACUGCUCUUAACAGAUUCUGUGCUUUCGUUUAUGCUACAAAAUAUGAUCAGUUAUGGUCGAAAUCCAGGGCUUUCUUUAUUGGAAUCUGUUGUUGGGCAUUUGGACUACUCUUCUCCACCCAACAUCUAUAUAAAGAAUGCUCAUUUGUAUUUAAUGAAAGUUCGAACUAUCGCUUUUCCUUUCAAAGUUCUUUCUAUGGUAAAAUAUGUUCCUAUACUGAUACUGUUGCAACUGUAGGAAUAGUACUAGGAAUGGCAUGUAUCGAUUUCGCUACUUUACUCAAAAUAAUAGCAUAUCAAAGAGCAAUGCGGAAAAAUGUGGCAUUGUCAACUAGUGGCGCUAUUAACGAACGAGAGAUAUUGUUUUUUAAACAGUCGUGCAUACUUGGCUUGUUGUACAUUUCAUGCGCUACGACGUUCAAUACUGCUUCAUACUUAUCAACCGACAAAUGGUUUCUGUUUGCUUCUAGUACAAUAAUAUGGAUUCUGACACAGUCUCUAGAUGGAUUAACCUUUCUGAUUUUCAAUCGCACAAUUAUUUGCAGUGCAUCGACAACAUUACCAGUUAUACAUAUGAACUGGAUUCAAACUAAUGCAAGACAGUGA